UUUGAUUUUAUUCGCGCCACUAAAUAACCGAUGCUGAUUGGAUAAGACGUAACCGUCCAAUAACUGGUUCCUACAUAACCUUAGUCUUUGAAUUAGCCAUUUUCGAGGUUUUUGGUAGUGUUGACGGUUUUUCAUGAUAAACCAAAUAUAAGAAGAAUGGCAUCAGAAGAAACCGGAAUUGCUGAUUACGAUACUUCAGCAUAUGUCUGCAAUGGUUUUGAAGUGACCAAUAUUUAUUUCGUUUACAAUGCAAAUGAUGUGAAUGAACCAAAAAAAGUGUACAAGCCCGCCUAUUGUCACCAAGUUUACAAUGCUAACGAGAACAUUUUUGGAUACAAGGACUUACAGGUCAAUAUUUAUUAUAAUGGGUUUUGCUGGAGGCCUUAUUUGGAAAUAAAAUAUAAAGAAAAACUUAAAGAUAACACUCACUAUGGUAUCAAAGCUGACAAUGUGAUGGAUAUGUUGAAACAGUGGCUUCCAGAAGACAUGUGCACUGAUAAAGACGAAUUUUUAAAGCAAAUAGCCCACCAGAAAAGUAAACUUCUAGGUGAUAUUAAAAAAAAAUUUGAUUUUGAAAUCAACAGUGACAUUUCAAAAUUUACUGUAACUCAGAUAACCAACAUAGAACCAGAGUUCAGAACAUUACACGAUAAAUUUGAACGUGUUCUUGUGUGGUACAUUGAUGCAGCUAAUCUCAUUGAUUUAGAUGAUCCAAGAUGGACUUAUUUUUACUUAUAUGAACAUAAAAAUAAUAUUGUAUACCCAAUUGGUUUUUGUACUGUUUAUAUGUUCUUCAAAUACCCUGACAAGAAUAGAGCAAGAAUUUCUCAAUUCUUUAUUUUGCCUUCCUAUCAACGACUUGGUUUAGGCACUAAAUUACUUGAAGCAGUUUAUGAAGUAUUUGAAACUCAAGAAAAUAUUUUUGAUAUAACCGUUGAGGAUCCUUCAGAAAACUUUAGAAACCUUAGGGAUGUAAUGGAUUGUAAACUGUUAAGUAAUCUACCAGAAUUCUCAGAAGAUAUCAUUUUACAAAAGCCAUUCUACAAAGCUGCAGCUGAAGUGGCUGGGAAAAAGUUUAAAAUAUAUUCUGAGCAAGCUCAACGUGUUUAUGAAAUCCUCAACCUCUACUAUGCAGGGAAAAGUGAUGAAAAACUUCAGGAAUGGUGCAGAAGAAUCAUAGCAAGACUCACAGCCUCAUUAAAAAAGAACACUUGUCCACCAAGAAAGAAGAAAAAGCUUGAAGCUAUUGUUAAUCAAAUAGAAAAAAUAAAUCAUUCAGCUGAUAAUGAAAUUAUCCUGAAAAGAUUAGAAAUUUUUGUUGAAGAAAUAUUGCCAGUUGUCCAUAAAUUAAGGAGUUUAAAUGAAAAAGAAGAAGUUAUAAAAAAUAUAGGUGAACUAAAAAGAAUUUGGGAUAAAAUGCAAAUUACAUUUGAUUAAUUUGUAAUGUAAGCACUACUGUUGUAUUUAUCUAAGAAGUAAAUUAUUUUUGUAUUAAUGAAAUAGGAGUAUGAAAAUUUUGUUUAAACAGUUGUACUAUUUCUUUUCAUUUUCUAACAUCAAAUGUACCUAAUUUGCCAAAUAAAUAAAGUAAUGAUAAUUUCA
Agrilus planipennis (emerald ash borer) is the source of this 1602-nucleotide messenger RNA. RefSeq names its product histone acetyltransferase type B catalytic subunit-like. Lineage: Eukaryota; Metazoa; Arthropoda; Insecta; Coleoptera; Buprestidae. The record is from RefSeq and is a predicted model, not a curated record. Bases 157 to 1437 code for a protein of 426 amino acids. Gene Ontology annotation, cellular component: nucleus. Gene Ontology annotation, molecular function: histone binding; histone H4 acetyltransferase activity. The transcript has a single exon. Gene Ontology annotation, biological process: subtelomeric heterochromatin formation.